Messenger RNA from Linepithema humile (Argentine ant), 2068 nucleotides. RefSeq lists its product as uncharacterized. The record is from RefSeq and is a predicted model, not a curated record. Lineage: Eukaryota; Metazoa; Arthropoda; Insecta; Hymenoptera; Formicidae.
CGUGUUCCGCAGAACGCUACGCGCCGCGCUCGAAGGCACUGUGGAACACGCCGCGCGUUCACCAGCUAGAAAACCGACAGCCGACGACGAGCUCGAACUCAGCCUCGCUCCGCGAACGGACUAACAGCGGUCGAACACGAGUCGAUCAGACAUGAAGUACUCGCCGCAGCAGCAGCAGCAGCAGCAGAAGCAGCGGAAGUCGGAGAGCAGCGACGCCGCGUCCGUAGACGCGACCCUCAGCCGAACAUCGGCGUCCGUCGCGCAGGAGCAGCGCAAGAGCUCGUCGACGUCGUCGUCGACGCGGCCGGCCGUCUGCCGUUCGCCGUCCACCGGCAUGUUCGCCUGGAUGCGCGUGUUCCGGCUGGCGUCGAUGCUGCACCAGGUCGGCUGCUAAGGCGGCCGCUCGCGCGGCCGCAAAGCCGUCUUGGGGGCGGGCGAGAAUGCGAGAGAAAGAGCAAGAGUCGCUAGAAUCCGUAUUAAUAUCUCUUAAAUAAUUUCAGAUUAAAUAAUUAAUAUCGUACAACACAGCGGCGACGCGCGUAGCGCACGGACGCGAUGCGGCGGCGGUGGCCCCCCUGUUUCGUCCCCCUUCGCGUCGCGUGAUUUACGUGUAUAUACGCGUAUACAUACAUAUAUAUAUAUAUAUAUAUACAUAUAUAUUUAUACACGGCCGAGUCGUUAACGUAGAGACGCGGCCGAAUAUCGUAGCCCGAUCAUAGUGCGUUACGUGAUAGCGCGGAAUCGCGCAUAGUCUCGCAGCGGAGCAUGCGAUCCGCCGCGUAGAGAUGUAAAACAGCUGGGCCGCGCCCGGGUUUUAUCGCCGCCCUGUGGCGCAAGUAGGAGCACAUUUAAAGAUAUAAAAGAUGUAUUUCUGUCACACUUAUACGGAUGAUUCGUUUAUCGUGUACUUUCUUGCCCGACAACACGCGGCGCAUUUACCUCCCGUCUGAUCUUUCAGCAACAUUUCAUAUUCGUCUAUCCGUUCAUUGCGUUACAAGGACCUCACUGAUCGUCACAUUCUAUUCCGAAUAAUCUUUCGUUCCGUAAUCCUAUGUGAAAUUCACAAUUUAUUUCAUUCAUGAUUGAUGAGUGUGUACCGACAAUCUGACAGCUCUUACAUUAAUUUAUUCCAAACAUCUCCUGCGGAUAUUGGCGCGGCCCCAAUCGCCACGCAGCCGCGCGCAAAGCAGAAAGAAAUAACACGCGUGUGUUCAGCGAGUAACAUCGUGCAUUUCUCUGUACAUAAAUAAAUCGAUUAGGAGUCACAAUGCGAGCGGGGGCUACGAGGAAUCGCGCAGCAAUUUGAACCGCGUAAUGCGAAACUUAAUUGAAGAGAUGGCUCGACAAAGCGGAGGCUGCCUCGGCAGAAAGGGUGUAACAAUGACGACAUUACUCGCGUAACACACGGCAAUUAGCCGAUCAGUCGAUCAAUCGAUUCUCACGAGCAGCCUCGAAAUCGGAGGUGCUUCCGUGUUACUUAGAGAGAAUGGUUUUCCUUCCGGACAAACACGCGUGACUCACGCGUCGAAUACACGUCUGCCAUAGUGAUAUGACUUGUAGUAAACUACGAAUGUUCGCAGUGUCGCGACGCUCUGCAAGUUGACGUUCGAUUUCGAUCUGUAAUCCCGCGAUCCCAUCUUUCAGUUUUUCUUCCCCCUCCCCCCCUUUUCCGCCCCUUCGUCCCAUUGUUCAAUCGAUGACGUCAAUACACCGUUGCGCACCGUGGGUUCUAUUUUUAUAUAGUAUGUACAAACGACGCGACGAGAGAGUGACAUGCCGUUUCUCUCUCUCUCUCUAUCUCCUCUCUUUUUUUUUCGCGAAAACGUCGUGCUUUGUCACGAGCAGGAGAAAAAUGGUGAGACCCGGUUAACAAGGUGCCCUCGGAGGCAGCAAGGAAGUCACGUAACUUCCUCUAGGGUGUCUGCGAUUACGUCCGAUUCCAUUCCCCUGUUAAUUGUCUCGUCACGUUCAACGCCGAGCUCUAUCGAUGUUAUAUCUCGUUGAUCGUUACAUGGAUAUAUUUUAUGAUUGCGCAGAUUCACUAAUAAAUUAAAUAUUUGCUUUAACU